Molecule: messenger RNA, 1404 nt
Organism: Lachancea lanzarotensis
Lineage: Eukaryota; Fungi; Ascomycota; Saccharomycetes; Saccharomycetales; Saccharomycetaceae
Product: LALA0S01e12508g1_1
Exons: 1
Coding region: 1-1404 (467 amino acids)
Source: RefSeq, a predicted model, not a curated record
AUGUGUGUAUGUGUGUGUGUGUGUGUGUGUGUGUGUAUUGAUUGUAUAUAUAGGAAGUGGGAUUCCAGCAACGGUGGACCAUUGAUCUGUCUCGAAAGAAGAAAAUCUGGUUUGACACACUCGACUUUUCAACUACCACUUCGUCCCCGUAUGUUCAGUCGUAGCAUCAGUAUGUCGUCGUCAUCGUCGUCGUCUCAAAAUUUCAUUCGCUACAACAGGCUUGGUAAUAGAGACGAGACGCUGCAUCCAGGCUUUGAAUUUCGUAAAUCACCAUUGCAUUCUCAUGAGCGUCCUGGCGCCAUAGAGUGUCACAAUGACACUUACGACAACGUUGGUGUGGAGUCGUAUGCGUGGCAAUUCCGUGGAUGCUUCGACGCAGAUCUCACCGAGGACUCCGCUGACACCGGCAACGUAACAGACCUGGAGGCCACCGCCAAUACGCCUAAUUCAUUGUCUCCCAGUCUGACGUCCACUUUUGUAUCCGGAUCCGAUGUGCAACCUUCUCUACGGCCCGUGCUGGACAUGGCUGGCCUAGCGUUGGAACGCACCUGUCCCAUGCCGGACAUGGACAACGAAUCGGACCUUUCAAGCUAUUCACCAGCAGAGCUAUCCCUGAAUCACAACGCUUUGCCAUUGACCACAUCUCAAAUCAGCACUCCAGCCGUCUCAGUGAUAAAGCCAGAACCAUGCGUUUUGCAACUUCCGCAUAAGAACUCAAAACCCAUCAAACCUGUGAACCGGUCAUGUCGCAAUGUUUGGUGCGAGAAAAGCGACAUGGCUUUACUCAAAACCAUGCUAGCUACUCAAGAACUACUCCACAACGUUUUCAAACGUCGGCCUCGUAGUCGCUACUGGGCUUGCAUUAGUGAAAGCCUCGCGACCAAAAAUCAUAUGCACCGGAACAAACGUCAGUGUCGCGAUCGCUUCAACCUUAUCUAUUGGAAAGCAGUUCGCGACAAGAAUCAAGACAAGCCAGCUGGUAAUAAGAGCGAACUGGAAAAACUAAAAACUGAAUACAUGGGUCGUUUCUUCAUCGACAAAGACAACAAUGUAAUGUUGAGAACACCCGAAGAUGGCGAUGCCGGUGAGUUGUCUAUACCACAUGAGGACGUCAAAAACGGUGAAACAUCGACUGCCGAUUUGAAAAAUCCAUGGCAUAUUUUUGCCAGCCUUCAAAAAUCCGUCGUACAGCUCACAGAAAGACUUGACAGUCUUCAUGAGGAAUUGAAUACUCAGAGAGAAGUGAUCAGACACUACGAACAAAACCACGCUUUCAACCUACACGAACAACAGCAACAGCAACAGCAACAGCUACCAUCACAAUCACACCCAGAGUUAUCGUUGCGUUCGGAUUACGAUCGUUACGCCGGCGAUCAAGGCAUUGCAAACAGCAUCCGGUGGUAA